Messenger RNA from Peronospora matthiolae, 651 nucleotides. Lineage: Eukaryota; Oomycota; Peronosporomycetes; Peronosporales; Peronosporaceae. The record is from the annotation of a GenBank genome assembly.
AUGUACGAAGGGAUUGACAACCUGAAAUCCCUUUACGACCGUGCCGGGAAGACUUUCUCCGGCGGUCCUUCUGCGGCACAGGAUGUGCCGCGUCGUACUGCUCAACCAGACCCAGUACGUCAAUCAUCAGUUGGGAGCGGGGCUCCCAAGAAUCCCAGGACGGGGGAUAGCCGCGCCACCGGACGAGAUAACUCGUCCGACGUCCGUUCACGUCGCGGUGGUUCAACAGCUGCUCAACUAGAUAGCGCUGGCCACCGCGAGAGUCCUCUAAUGGAGGUGGAGGAGGAGGAAAGACGCUCUCCACACGAUCAUGUGGAUCGGUGUGUUCCCGAGAGCUUCUUUGAUCGCGUAACGCAAGGGUUACGCGACGAUCUCGAACAUGAGCGGAAUAGGCGUCUCCAAAUGGCGGACACUGCCUCGAAGCAUCGAGCUGAGUUUGCCUUUGCUCAGCUUGAGAACGAGAGAUCUCUGACAUCUCUUCGUGACGAGCUAAGGGUAGCUCGUGGGAUUGCUGAUCGGUCUCGGGAUGAGAUAGCUGCUCUUCAGACCCUUGUUGAUGCCCACCAUCGGGAGCACAAGGCUCUCUGCGAGAUGCUUGAGCGCAAGGGCGUUCUUCAUCGGAAGAAGCAGCGUACUGAUGGUACGGCUUAA